This is a messenger RNA of Paramecium sonneborni, 854 nucleotides long. The record is from the annotation of a GenBank genome assembly. Lineage: Eukaryota; Ciliophora; Oligohymenophorea; Peniculida; Parameciidae.
UUAUGAUUAAAUAUAAUAGUGAAAAUCAUUUUAAGUUUCAUAAUGUAAAGGUGUUUGAUAAAGAGAGAAUGAUAUUGUAUUUUAAGAGAAUGCCAAUAGAAUAGGAAGAUAAUGAUAAUUUAUAUAAAGGAUUGAAUUAAUUAAUAAUGAAGGAAAGAAUAGAGUAGACAAAAUAGAAGGUAGAAGAAGGUAAACAAGUAACAAGUAGUGUUAAAAUGGAUUAAGGAGAAUUACCGAAGAAUAGAACAUUAAUAAUAAUGAAUUUUGAUUAUGCAUUUGAUCGUAAACAUAUAGCAAAAGUGUUUAAAUUAUGUGGAAUAAUAAGAAGAGUAUAUGUGGGAUCAAUGAAAGUAGCCGAGAAUAAUAAGAAGCGUUUGUUACAUGUUGGUUUAGUGGUUUUUAAAAAUGAAUAUGAUUUGACGAAAUGUUUCGACAUUGAAUAUUUUUAGCACAAAAUAAAUAAUAAAUUUAAAAGUGCCCCAAUUAGUAGUAAUUAUGAGAAGAAACUAUUGUAAAACUAUGAAUCUGUGGAUGAGAAGAAGAAUUAAAUAAUCGAAGAGGCAUAAAAGGAAGGCUAUUAGAUAGCAAUGAAUAAAUAUGGUGAUUUUGAAACAAAUACAGAUAAACCUAAAUUUGAGAAAAGAAAUUGGGUGGGAAGAAAUAAAAAUAAAACUAAGAAGAAUAUUGACAUAGAAGAGAUAGAAUAAGUUAUUUAAGGAUUAGAUGAUAAUCUACCAUAAUAAAAGAAGAAGGAUAUUAUGAAAUUGUAAAAAGAGCAGCUGAAAUCACAAUUUAAAUAGGACAUAGAAAAUUUAAGAUAGAAAUAAAAGAAAGUAAAAGAAUGAGAAAAUUGC